Notolabrus celidotus (New Zealand spotty) is the source of this 2991-nucleotide messenger RNA. RefSeq names its product heat shock protein 4b (gene hspa4b). Gene Ontology annotation, biological process: protein folding. NCBI's taxonomy places the organism in Eukaryota, Metazoa, Chordata, Actinopteri, Labriformes, Labridae. The record is from RefSeq and is a predicted model, not a curated record. The coding region runs from base 211 to 2748 and encodes 845 amino acids. Gene Ontology annotation, molecular function: ATP-dependent protein folding chaperone; ATP binding. Gene Ontology annotation, cellular component: cytosol; nucleus. The transcript has 19 exons.
AGACAGACAGAAGAUUCCUGAACGCUCUCACGCAUCCACCGGCGUACCUACCGCAUGCUGCUACCCAGCUUCAUGGAACAAGAACAAGGGUGUAUCACCGUCCGCUGACCGAAAUCCACUGUACCUGCUGCUGUCACGUUUAGCACCUACCUGUAUUCCUGCUCUUCCUUGUAUUUACUCUCCUGUAAAGGGUUCUGUUAGCUAGUCAAGAUGUCAGUCGUGGGAUUUGACGUCGGCUUCAUGAACUGCUAUGUAGCGGUAGCCAGAGCCGGAGGGAUUGAAACUGUCGCUAAUGAAUACAGCGACCGAUGUACACCAGCAUGUGUUUCCUUUGGACCCAGGAAUCGAUCCAUUGGUGCUGCGGCUAAAAGUCAGGUUGUCACAAACUGCAAGAACACAGUCCAAGGGUUCAAAAAGUUUCAUGGCAGGGCAUUUUCCGAUCCCUUUGUGCAUCGCCUCAAAAACAGUUUGGUCUAUGACAUUGCUCAAAUGCCAUCAGGAACAACUGGCAUAAAGGUGAUGUACAUGGAGGAAGAGAAGGUGUUCAGCAUUGAGCAGGUCACUGCCAUGCUGCUUACCAAGCUUAAGGAGACAGCAGAGGGUGCAAUGAAGAAGCCUGUUGCCGAUUGUGUCAUUUCUGUUCCCUGCUAUUACACUGAUGCUGAGAGGAGAUCAGUGGUGGAUGCUGCUCAGAUUGCUGGACUCAACUGCCUGAGGCUCAUGAAUGAAACAACUGCAGUGGCUCUGGCAUACGGGAUCUACAAACAGGAUCUCCCUGCUCCCGAGGAGAAGGCAAGGAAUGUGGUGUUUGUGGACCUGGGCCACUCUGGAUUCCAGACAUCAGUGUGUGCCUUUAAUAAAGGCAAACUCAAGGUGCUGUCCACAGCGUGUGACCCAGAGCUGGGAGGAAGAGACUUCGAUGAGAUGCUGGUGCGGCACUUCUGUGAGGAAUUUGGCAAGAAGUACAAGCUGGAUGUAAAGACAAAGCCCCGUGCUCUGGUCAGGCUCUACCAGGAGUGUGAAAAACUCAAGAAACUGAUGAGCGCCAACUCCUCUGACCUGCCGCUCAACAUUGAGUGCUUCAUGAAUGACAUUGACGUCACUGCGAAACUGAACAGGGGUCAAUUUGAAGAGAUGUGUGCUGAUAUUUUGGCACGUGUUGAGGCUCCUCUGCAGAGUCUGCUGGAACAAACCAAACUGAAAAGGGAGGACAUCUAUGCAGUUGAGAUAGUGGGUGGAGCUUCCAGGAUCCCUGCUGUCAAAGAGAGAAUCAGCAAAUUCUUCGGGAAGGAGUUGAACACCACACUGAAUGCUGACGAAGCUGUGGCCAGAGGAUGUGCCCUGCAGUGUGCGAUCCUGUCACCUGCCUUCAAAGUGCGGGAAUUCUCCAUAACAGAUGUUGCUCCCUAUCCCAUCUCCCUAAAGUGGCAUUCUGCUGCAGAGGAAGGUUUGAGUGAUUGUGAGGUAUUUCCCAAGAAUCAUGCAGCACCUUUCUCCAAAGUGCUGACCUUCUACCGGAAAGAGCCUUUCUCUUUGGAGGCUUACUACAACGCCCCUAAUGACCUGCCCUACCCUGAUCCCACUAUUGGUCAGUACAUGAUCCAAAAGGUUGUCCCUCAGGCAUCUGGGGAGAGCUCUAAGGUGAAAGUCAAGGUGCGAGUGAACAUCCACGGUAUCUUCAGCGUGUCUAGCGCCUCUCUGGUUGAAGUGCAGAAGUCAGAUGAGACAGAGGAACCCAUGGAAACAGAACAAGCCAGUGACAAAGAAGGAGAGAGCAAAAUGCAGACCGAUCAGGAGGAGCAACAGGGUCAGGGUGACACUCAGAAAGAAACCGAGGAGAAGACGCCAAAAGAGAAUGAAGAGAUGGAAACUACCACAGAGGAGGGCAAAGGCGAGAAGAAGUCAGACCAGCCUCCACAAGCCAAAAAGCCCAAAGUCAAAACAAAAGUGCUGGAGCUUCCCAUUGAAAACAGUCCACAGUGGCAGCUAGCAGAUGACAUGCUGAACCUUUUUGUAGAAAAUGAGGGUAAGAUGAUCAUGCAAGACAAGCUGGAGAAGGAGAGGAAUGAUGCUAAGAAUUAUGUGGAGGAGUAUGUGUAUGACAUGAGAGACAAACUACACGGGUUGCUGGAAAAGUUUGUCAGCGAACCUGACAGAGAUGCCUUGUCAUUAAAACUGGAGGACACUGAAAACUGGCUGUAUGAAGAUGGAGAGGACCAACCCAAACAGGUGUACAUUGACAAACUGACAGAGUUAAAGAAACUGGGCCAGCCCAUCAAGGAGAGGCAUGCAGAGGCUGAGGAGAGACCUAAAGCAUUUGAGGAAAUGGGAAAACAAAUCCAGCAGUACAUGAAAUUUGUUGAGGCAUACAAAAUGAAGGAGGAGCAGUAUGACCAUCUAGAUGAGGCAGAUGUCAACAAGGUGGACAAACUGGCCAGUGAGGUAAUGAUGUGGAUGAACAGCGCCAUGAACCAGCAAAGCAAACAGAGCUUGACGUUGGAUCCUGUCGUAAAAAUAAAAGACAUCCAGACAAAAACCAGGGAGCUGUUUUCCACUUGCAACCCCAUCGUGACCAAACCCAAGCCCAAGGUAGAGCUCCCCAAGGAGGACACACCUGCAGAGCAGAAUGGGCCCGUCAACGGACAGGAGAAAUCCCCGGAAGAAACUGCAGACAAGGGAACAAAUGAGAGCACAGGCAACCCUAGCUCAGAAUCCACAGAAAACAAGCCUGAAAUGGACCUUGAUUAAAACAGCCUUGUAACGCCUCCCUAAGCAAAGCUAAACGGGAGCUGGUUGCUUGAGAAUGAGGUGCAACCUGGGUGUAUAUCAGAGCAGGUUAAGUGUUUCAGGAACUGCACUCCACAGUCAAAAGCAGGCAGGGUGACUAGCACACUGAGCCCAGCUCCUGAUCUCUCUGAUGACAUAGCAUGCCCUCUUUCUUUCUGGAUGACAUAAAUAAAAGCCAGCCGCAAUAAGCCUGUUUGACAAUGA